AUGAGGGCGACUCAACCGCUCCAAAAGUCGAAAACUUUGAAGCCCUAUAACUUUUCGAAAUGGGGGUCAGGGGAAGAAAAGCCGGGCACCACAAUACGUUUUCGACUACGCUCUACACGAUGGUAUAAUUUUUAUUUAAAAAUUUUUGGUCACAGUUCGAAAUGUUCCCUUGUUAGUUUAGGUGGUCAUGGGGCGAAAGGGAGCUACUUAAAUAAUGUACUGAUUAUAAGAUACGAUUUUUUACCUUUUUUACCCUUAAGUGUAUCUUAUAAAUUUUUAAAGAUAAUUAUUGGCUCUGCAUUAUCUGCUUUGGAAGGAAAAAAUCCUGAAAUUGGUGAAAAAUCUGUUUUUAAACUUCUUGAAACUUUGGAUAAUUAUUUUAAAAUUCCUAAACGUGAGGUUACUCAUGAAACAAUUUUUGCUGUAGAAAAAGUUUAUAAUAUUGAAGGUGGAGUUGUCACUGGUAAAUUAGAACAAGGAUCAGUAAAGAAAGGUGACAAACUGGUAAUUGCUGGGCAAGGAAAAAAUAAGACUACUAUUGUUAAUGGUUUGGAAACAUUUUGUAAAACUGUUGAUAAAGGUGAACCUGGAGAUCAAUUGGGUAUUAGGUAUUUUUUAUUUUUUUUAAAUUGGGUUUUUGGAGACCGUUUAAUUUUCGCUUGUGGCGGCUCAAAUAAAAUGUAG
This is a messenger RNA of Meloidogyne enterolobii, 684 nucleotides long. NCBI's taxonomy places the organism in Eukaryota, Metazoa, Nematoda, Chromadorea, Rhabditida, Meloidogynidae. The record is from the annotation of a GenBank genome assembly.